Geodia barretti is the source of this 1874-nucleotide messenger RNA. The record is from the annotation of a GenBank genome assembly. Lineage: Eukaryota; Metazoa; Porifera; Demospongiae; Tetractinellida; Geodiidae.
UUUCACGAUGUGGUGGUCUUGUUCUAGCGUGAUUAUACUAACAUUUUCCUGCGGACUGCAACCAGGAGAGUGUCAGUUCUCCGUCACCACGGAUCCAGUGCCUGGUGUCAAUGGGUACUUCCCUGGGACACAGAACAUCACCUUGGUUUGUCAAGUCAAUGAAGGUGGUAGUAGAAGAGCCACUAGCUGGUCAAAACAGACUGCUUUAGACAGAGAAGAGGGUCGAGGACGUCGGACAAUUACAAGCAGUGGCAACAAUUUCGAUCCCAAUUUCUUAUUAUCGUCACAAGAGAAUAUUGGUCAAUUUGGGAUACCAGACACCAGUAUCCUCACUAUUGUAUCACUGACUGAGGAUUUGAAUACUACCAUCAUAUUCUGUGGAUUUGAGGAACCACUGGCCAACUUUACCAUCAGGAUAAACUACCCCCCAGUCCUGACUGACAGAGGAGAAGUCAGGAGGAGAGAGAAUGAGGAGCUGAGUAUGGACAUGGCAGAGCCAGGCAGUCUCCUGGCCUUCCCCUUCCCCUCUCAAGUCUCGUGGGCAAAGGAUGGGGAGGAGGUGGCGGGUGGCUCGUCCACCAGAGUCUUCAACUACUCCUCCAUCUUCAUUGGCUCAGUCCAGCCCUCUGACUCGGGGGACUACGUCCUCUCAGCCACCAACUACCAGCUGAAUGGUGGCCCUCUUCUCGGCAGUGCCACUGCCUCUCUCACUCUCAAUGUCCUCUUUGGGGCAAGAUAUUCAGGUCCAGGGUCAGGGACAGUGGCAGUAGUGGAGGGAGAGUCAGCCACUCUGGUCUGUGGUACUGGUCUCUCUGGAAACCCUCUCCCCACCCUCACCUGGACUGACAACACUGGAAGAGUAGCUACAGCAGGUGGAAGGACAUCUCUUAGCACUGGUAGAGAGGUAGUCAGUCUAACAUUGAGCAGUACUAGACAGUAUGACACUGGCUACUGGAACUGCUCAGCUCAGGUCUAUGAUGGUGCUAAUGUUGUUGGCCAGUCUGUGGGGAGAGACAUACGACUGGUAGUAGUUGUUCCCCCAGUAGCACCAGUGGAUCUAGCAGUCAAAGGGAUUGGAGCCACAUGGAUAUAUCUGCAGUGGUUCAACCCCAGUGCUGGUUUGGGCAACCCUCCUCUCUCUAGUCAUGUUGUCAGGGUACAAGAGGUGGGAGGAGAGGUGGAGGAAAGAACAUUUGACAGCAGUGAAGGAGAGGCCAAUGUGACUGACCUACUGCCAGGGACUCAGUACAUACUCUCAGCAGUGGCUGUGUCUCAGUUCCAAGACCUGCGAGCUAUCAGUCCACGCAGCAACUCUGACAGUGGAACAACUACUCUCACUGUCCCAGCUCCAGUGUGCAGUGAUGUUCCUGAGGUGGAGGACACACGACUGGCAUGAGAUGGACCUACAGCACAUGGGAGGAGCUCCCAUCACUCAGUCGAUGUCUACUUCACCACCACAACUGACACCACCAGAGUAUCAUUCUCAGAUGACUCUCAGCAGUGCUGGGGGAUGUGGGGGCCAGAGAAAGAAGGACACCAUUCCUCUACCUGAGGCUGGCUCACCUACCUGUUCUCAUGACAGCUACUAACAGCCAGGGAACCAGUGCUGUGGACUGCCCUCCUCUUACUCUUGACAUUGGUAUCCACAGACCAAUCCUCCAGUGGUGGACUCAGUAGCUGGAGGUUCGUGAUCUGUUGAGACUCACCACACUUCACUCUGGUGUCAGAGAUAGCUCCACUGACCAGUUCCAGUUUAUCCUCCUGAUCAGGGACGUGAGUGACAUGGGAGGGACUCAUUGAGGUGGUGGUGAGUCAGCAUCGUGUGAGUGUGCAGAGGGUCUGUGAGUCUGGCCAGUGGGAGAGAGGACGGGAGG